Molecule: messenger RNA, 1233 nt
Organism: Radiomyces spectabilis
Lineage: Eukaryota; Fungi; Mucoromycota; Mucoromycetes; Mucorales; Radiomycetaceae
Exons: 4
Coding region: 58-957 (299 amino acids)
Biological process (GO): lipid biosynthetic process
Molecular function (GO): iron ion binding; oxidoreductase activity
Source: RefSeq, a predicted model, not a curated record
AUUUUUUCCUUUUUCCUCUGCUGCCUUUUUUUUUCGUGUUGUCAAAAAAAAAAAACCAUGAAUAUUACUGCGGCAGUCUCCCAUCUAUCAAACCGAUGGUUGCCAUCCAUCGACGUUUGGUCCUACGAGAUCAUGGCCUUAUGGGUUCCUAUUGCCGUCUAUUGGGUUCAGUGUACUGUGUUUGAGCUGCUGAUGCGUGCCGAAAUUCCCUUUUUUGAAAAGUAUCGUAUCCAUACAUCUGAAGAGCGCACCAAGCGGAACAAGGUGUCAUUCACGAGAGUGCUAGUUAUGGUGGCAUUUCAGCAAACCAUCCAAAUGAUGCUUGGAUACAUGCUGAUGAAACCUGUGGAUCCCAAAAUCAAGGCCUAUGAAGAUCAAGUAGCCUUGAAUCACCUGACGGGCCAGAUGCUAAGCAUCAUUACUUAUUUUACCAACUCCCCCUACGCCGUUCAGUGGGCAUCCUCCCUUGCUUGGUUAACUCAAUGGGUGGCUAUUCCUGCUUUGAAGUUUCUUGCUGGCAUGGUGAUCAUGGAUACUCAUCAGUACAUCUUGCAUCGUAUGGCGCAUCAAUACACAUUUUUGUACAAGAACUUUCACUCGCACCAUCAUCGGCUGUAUGUCCCGUACGCUUUUGGCGCUCUCUACAAUCAUCCUGUGGAAGGAUUUUGUUUGGAUACGGUGGGAGGUGCAUUAUCGUUUGAAUUGACACGCAUGUCGCCUUUUCUUGGCAUGUGCUUUUUCACCUUUUCAAAUUUGAAAACAAUCAACGAUCACUGUGGCUAUGCUUUUCCCUGGGAUCCUUUGAAUGUGUGUUUUGGCAAUAACGUGGUGUACCAUGAUAUUCAUCAUCAGCCCUAUGGCAUCAAGAAGAAUUUCAGCCAACCCUUCUUCACUUUCUGGGACAAGUUGCUCGGAUCGCAUUAUGAUGGACCUCACAAAGUGACCAAGUCCAACUAAAAUGCUUUAUUAUUCAUUUCGUCUCUUUCCAUGUAUUUCCCUUUAAUCUAAUUACAUUUCUCGCUUGUUGAGCUACAUCUUUACUCCCUCCCUCCUCUUGACUGUGUUUCUUUUCAUAUAUUUUUUAUUUCCAGUUAUCAUGUCUAGUCUACAAUAGUCAUCUGCACCGCUUUUACUUCCCAAAAAGUGGCAUACUUUUGGUUUUUUUUACUUUUUGGAAUUUAUAUUUUAUUUGAACACAAUACAACCAGAAAUAUUAAAUCAUUCAUCUCCUGC